CACAUUACUCCAGCAGCACACACACUGGUACUGCACUGCACUACUGCUGCUCUGCCUGAUCACACACACUCACCUCUCACCACUCACCACAUGAGGUUUAUCAAUGCUGCACUCACUCACCUCCAUGACACCUGGAAACACCAGCCACCUGCCUCACCAAUUGGCCUCUUCAUUUCACUCCUCUCACUCCCAGUAGCUGCAAAACCAAACACCCUAUCUUCUUCUUCCUCAACUACUACUCCUGUUCUUGCUACUGCCUAGCUCAGCUACUCUGCUUGCCCCCAACCUAUCCAACCUACUAACAUUGUAGUACACUACACACAAGCCUAGCUUAGCUUAGGUUGCAGCUGUGUGAGGUGGGGAUCCAGAUCAGCUUUGCUGUUGGAGAGAUCCAUCCAUCCAUAUAGCUAGCUGUAACUACAUACAGUUGUUCAUUCAGAUUCAGGCAUUCAGCCACUGCCUGAUUUAGGUGAGGGAAGAAGAAGGUUCAAGCAACUGCACACCAGAUGGUCCAUCUCUUGCCAUGCACCCAUGCUCACUUGCCCCUGCCUCUCUUCUUCUCCAUCCUCCUCCUCAUCUUCUCCAUGGAGGUGGCACAUUCAGAUGCAAGGAGGUUGCCACUGAAGCUUCUAGAAGUUGGCAACAUCAAGGAGGAGCCUGAUGAAACCAUUGGAGAGAAGAUGGAGAUGGAGAUGGAAGGGAGGAGGCUGAUAGGAUCAAGGCCACCAAGGUGUGAGAGGGUGUGCAUGUCCUGUGGCCACUGUGAGGCAGUGCAAGUGCCCAUUGUGCCACAGGUGAUUCAGAAGACACAAACCAAAGCUGCUGCUGCUGCUGCUGCCGAGCAAGAACAGCAUGUGGUGGUGAGUGCUACUGCCAUCAGUGCUGCAGUGUUCACCUACAGGGUGAAUGGCCUCUCAAACUACAAGCCAUUGAGCUGGAAAUGCAAGUGUGGUGGCAUCAUCCUUGAUCCAUAAUGUUCCAACUCAUGGCAGAUCACUUCAACAUUGUGCAAAAAUGUAAACAACUUGCUCCUCUGCUUGUUCAUCUGAAUUUUUCUUUCUUUGUUGUUCUACUACUAGCUAGUAGCUACUUCCUCCUUUUGAUUUCUAUCUAGGCCAGAGAUUGAAAAUGUGGGGAGAUGGAGAUGAAAAGCUGCAUGUUUGUUGUACAUUUAGGCAGCAAUUUUGUGAAAAUGAAUGAAUGAAUGAAUGCCUGAUUUAGGCAUUGAAUGCAUUUUGAUUUGGCCC
Molecule: messenger RNA, 1247 nt
Organism: Oryza sativa Japonica Group (Japanese rice)
Lineage: Eukaryota; Viridiplantae; Streptophyta; Magnoliopsida; Poales; Poaceae
Product: EPIDERMAL PATTERNING FACTOR-like protein 2
Biological process (GO): guard cell differentiation; stomatal complex development
Source: RefSeq, a predicted model, not a curated record